CUGUUCCUCUCUGACGCGUGGAGACUCGUGCGGAGGAACGACGAAGUUUUCGAAGUUUUCUUUUGGGAAAAAAAAGAACUGGAAGCGGAGGUGCCGCCUCCGUCCUUCAAGGAAGAAAGGAAUGUCUCCCCGUCCCGGGUGGGAGAAGUGAGCGGAGAGGUGAAGGCAGAGGGAGCUGCCGGCCUCCAGCAGGGUGCAGCUGCCACGGACAGCGCAGUAGUAACUGAGGGUGGGCGUGUCCUGGACAGCUUGAGACCAGGAUGA
Molecule: messenger RNA, 264 nt
Organism: Menidia menidia (Atlantic silverside)
Lineage: Eukaryota; Metazoa; Chordata; Actinopteri; Atheriniformes; Atherinopsidae
Source: the annotation of a GenBank genome assembly